Molecule: messenger RNA, 837 nt
Organism: Fraxinus pennsylvanica
Lineage: Eukaryota; Viridiplantae; Streptophyta; Magnoliopsida; Lamiales; Oleaceae
Source: the annotation of a GenBank genome assembly
AUGCAGACGCGUGGGGUGGUAUCGUUCUCGCCGAGUUUCGGUAGCUACAGUAACGGUACGCCGACAGAAGUGGGGGCUCGAGUCGUUGAAGAAUUGAGAGAAGAAGAAGAAGAGAAUUCUGAAGAUUUCUAUGGAGGAGAAUGUUUUUCCCCACAAAACAGAGAAACAGAAGAUAAUAGUGACAGUGAAGAUGAAAAUGAAGAUUUCGAGUUUGCGUUUGUGACAAGAGAAUCUCAAAUUUCUUCUCCGAUUUCAGCUGAUGAAAUUUUCUGUAACGGACAGAUCCGACCCGUUUUCCCCAUUUUGAAUAAAGACUUGUUGCUUGGAAACAUGAACCUUGAGCGUCAAAAUUUUAGCAUAGAAAAUUCGGGUUCGUUAAAGGGUCCGGGUGGGAAGAUUCGGAUUCCAUUGAGAAAGCUUUUUAUUGAGGAAAGGGAAACGGCGUCGUCGGGCUCGUCUUCAGAAGCCGACGAGCUCGACGGCGUGCCGCCAGAAACCUACUGUGUGUGGAGACAGAAGGCUCCAGCGGAGCAGUGUAAUAAGAGCAAUUCCACCGGCUCUUCAAAACGGUGGCGGUUUAGGAACCUUUUGCACCGAAGCCAGAGCGAAGGCGGUAAGGACACUUUUGUCCUUUUCACUCCCGGCAAACAAAAGGAAAAUGUGAAAAUUAAAAAGACAGAAAUACCGGCGGAUGGCGGAAAAGUGAAAUCGACGGCGGCGGCACAAUAUUCGAAGAAGGGUGAAGAUCGUCGUAAAUCGUAUCUGCCGUACAGGCGAGAUCUGGUGGGGUUAUUUUCUAAUGUAAAUGGUGUGAGUAGGAAUUUACAGCCAUUUUAA